Molecule: messenger RNA, 1782 nt
Organism: Striga asiatica
Lineage: Eukaryota; Viridiplantae; Streptophyta; Magnoliopsida; Lamiales; Orobanchaceae
Source: the annotation of a GenBank genome assembly
AUACAUUGUAUGGGUAGAUAGCUCGACACGCCUUCUCAAGUUUCUUCCAUUUUCGAGAACACAAAACAACAUACGCGGGUUAAAAUCUAGCAGCGCGGUGGGGAGGCGGCGUCACAGCGAGCGGUGAAAGGUGAUCGAGCGACGACUGCGUGCGGCGAGAGGUGAGGCGGCGGCACGGCGAGCGGUGAGGUGGCGACACGGCACACAUAGUGACUCCGACUUCGAACGGCGAGGCAGACAAUCUGCGGACGAUAUUUUAAGGAAUCUAAAUAAUGGUGGAACUGGAACAGCAGCAGAGCCCUACUUCAGAUCGAGAUAGUGAUGAUGAUAUUGUCACUGAAGGUGCCUCAAUUGUGCAUGGAGAGCCUCCCCAAGAUGAAAGUGGGCCUCCUAAAGUAGAUACUAAAUUAGAAGUUCUCCAUGAGAAAGUGACUAAGCAAAUUAUCAAGGAAGGCCAUGGUCAGAAGCCAUCAAAAUAUUCUACUUGCUUCUUGCAUUACAGGGCAUGGACUGAAAGCACCCAACACAAGUUUGAAGAUACAUGGCAUGAACAACAACUGCUUGAGCUUAUCCUAGGAAAAGAGAAAAAAGAAAUGACUGGGUUGGCAAUUGGCGUUUCCUGUAUGAAAUCUGGUGAACGUGCCUUGCUGCAUGUUGGCUGGGAACUAGGCUAUGGAAAAGAAGGAAGCUUCUCUUUUCCAAAUGUGCCUCCAAUGGCGGACAUCGUGUAUGAAGUUGAAUUGAUUGGUUUUGAUGAGACCAAAGAAGGAAAAGCACGAGGUGACAUGACGGUGGAGGAAAGAAUUGGUGCUUCUGAUAGAAGAAAGAUGGACGGCAACGCAUUGUUCAAUGCGGAUAAAUUGGAGGAGGCAAUGCAACAAUAUGAAAUGGCCAUAGCAUAUCUGGGAGAUGAUUUCAUGUUCCAGCUGUUUGGUAAGUACCGGGAUAUGGCUUUGGCGGUUAAAAACCCUUGCCACCUCAACAUGGCAGCAUGCCUGAUAAAGUGCAAGCGUUACGAAGAAGCCAUUGCGCAGUGUGGUAUUGUUUUGGUGGAAGAAGAAAACAAUGUGAAAGCCCUUUUUCGGCGUGGCAAGGCUAGAGCUGAGCUCGGGCAGACAGAAGCAGCCCGUGAAGAUUUCCUCAAGGCACGUAAAUAUGCUCCACAAGACAAAGCAAUUGUGAAGGAGUUGCGUUUGCUUGCCGAACACGACAGAGCUGUUUACCAGAAACAGAAAGAGAUCUACAAGGGGUUGUUUGGGCCGAGGCCCGACCCAAAACCAAAAGCAAAAAAUUGGCUGGUUUUGAUUUGGCAGUGGCUGCUUUCAUUAUUUUAUCGACUUUUCAACAGGCAGAGGCAGAAGGCUCAAUGAUUGUUCGUUCCUUCUCAUGAGUCGGAUAGAUUUAUGGAAGCACAUGCAUUUUGACGUGAAUCUAUAUGACUGAUUUAUGAAUGCAAGCCUAUGCUUCUUAUUGUUAGUGAACUAUUUGUCGGUGAAGUGGAACUUUUGUUUGUAACAUUAUUAAAAUGUAUGAAAGUGAAGGUGAAGCUCAAUUUGGAUGCUCUCUUAUUGGAUAACUUCCCAGACUAAAAUUGGUGCAUGUAAUAAAAUCAUGUGUGUCACCGCUUCCUUAGGUUUUACAGGUUAAUUUUUGCAAAAAUAAAAUAAUAUAUUCAGCUUGUCUUUUCCCAGAAAUGCUCUUGCAGAGCAUUAUCAAAAUUCGUUUUCUUUUUGUUUAAAUACAUCAGCUAUCAGUUACCUCACAAUUCUAAGCUAAACACAA